Molecule: messenger RNA, 2677 nt
Organism: Schistosoma guineensis
Lineage: Eukaryota; Metazoa; Platyhelminthes; Trematoda; Strigeidida; Schistosomatidae
Source: the annotation of a GenBank genome assembly
ACUGAACGGCCUUUUAGUGCGGAAUUUUGGGAUGUUAGGAUGAACGUUGGUGCAGAUUUCCUUCCCGCUGAGUCUGUGGAUUUCUCUUAUAUUGGUAGAUACCGAUUUAUUUAAAUUAUGAAACUUUUAAACACAGAAUACGAGAGUAAUUAUAUCAAUAAUUCAGACAAAUCACCAAUGAUACCUUUUAUGAAUUAUCAGCGUUUAUUUGUUGGUCUACUACCUUCGUCGUAUUUAAGAUCUAGCUAUCAUCGAAUGCUAAGAAGAGUUAUCUAUUUGUGCAUCGGUAUCACACUUCUAUUGUUUUUAUGGUUAGCAUUUUACAUAUCUGAUUCGACAUGGUUUAGUAGGCUACUUCAAUGUAAUCAUGACAAUAAAUUUACAGGUCGUGUAUCUAUAUCCCCGGACCCUUGGAGUAAAACACGUUUUACACAUAUAAGUGAUAACGGUAAUAUUAAUUAUCAUCAUAGUAAUAAUAAAAUUAAACAACAAAUAGCAGGAGUAGCAACGACAAAAACCAACUAUGUAUAUGGUGUUGUGUUCGACGCUGGAAGCACUGGAAGCCGUGUUCACAUAUUCAAACUACAUCAUAAUCCCUUAGAUCCUUUCAAACCGUUUAAACUAUUGGAUGAUAAAUAUCAUCAUGUUCAACCUGGUUUAUCUUCAUAUGCGGAAAAACCAGAGGAGGCUGCAUUAAGUUUAACGAAAUUAAUUAAUAUUGCUGAAACUAGUCUUCCUGUUGAUGUGUGUCGUAAUACUCCAGUUAUUUUAAGAGCUACUGCUGGUCUUCGUCUAAUUUCUGCGCAUAAAGCAGAGAAUAUUUUAAAAGCUGUACGUCAUAGAUUAUCUCAAACUUGUUUUAAACAAUUACCUAACGCUGUAACUAUUAUGGAUGGAUUUUAUGAAGGUCUAUAUUUAUGGUUGACAUUAAACUUUCUCAAUAAUCGUUUAUCAAAUGGAAAAGCACAAAAGAAUCAUGCAGUGAUUGAAAAUUCACUUACACAAACAAUUGGCACAUUAGAUCUAGGUGGAGGUUCUACACAAAUCACAUUUAUCCCCACUGAGUUAAAUACCCUCAACAAUGCACCUGAUAAUUUUAUUACAUAUUUUGACGUACAAAAUAGUAAUGAUAAACCGAAACAAAAGAUCUAUUCACAUAGUUACUUAGGCCUAGGACUAAUGUCUGCACGUUAUUCAAUGUUAUAUAAUGCAACUGAACAUUUCAAGUUAAUUACUGAAGGAAAGAAAGAGUUUUUUCAUCCUUGCUGGCCUAAUAAUGUAACUCUUAAAUGGAAUCAUGCCGGUAAAGAUUGGCAAAUCAGUCGUAUGAAUCAUUCAAUGUCUAAAUCUUUAUUAUCAUUUAUUAAAACAAAAUCAAUUUAUCAUCAUCAAGCAGCAAUUGAACCGGUCAACAUUAAUGCUAAUAAUAUUGAUAAUGAUCAUCUAAUGUUGUGCUAUGCUUUAGCAGUGAAUGUAUUACAAAAUCCUGUUGAAGGUGAUAUAAAUGUUAUCAGAUAUCCACCAAACAAUAAUAUUGUUCAUCAACCAGUGGAAGUGAAAACACGUGAAUUUUAUGCAUUUUCAUAUUAUUUCGAUUUAGCUGUUAGUGUUGGUUUAAUACAUGAAAAUACUGGUGGAUUUCUUACAGUGAAUGAUUUUCAAAAUGCUGCUGAACGAGUUUGUCGUAACCCAAAUCCUCAGAAACCAUUCGAUUGUAUGGAUCUUAGUUUUAUCACUGCAUUAUUGCAUAGUGGUUAUGGGUUCCCGUCAGAUAAAAAAAUUGGAUUUUUUAAAAAAGUCAAUUCUUUUGAAAUCAAUUGGAGUCUUGGUGCCUUAUUUUCAGAAAUGUAUCAUAAAUAAAACUGCCUGAAAAUAAAGGAUAAUACGUUCAUUACAACAUUAUUGUUCUUUACUUUGUAUGAUACAUGCGUUAGUUAUAUCAAUCAGAUUUCUUUUCUUUUAUAUAUAUUUGAAAAAAAAGUUUUAUGAACUCCAUAUUCAUUUUUUAAAAAAUCUAUUUUUAUCAACUUUCUUAAUACCUACCUACUUACCUACCCACCUACCUGCCUACUACUACUACUACUACUAUUAGUGACAAUAGGGUCUAUAUUGUUCUUUUUAACUGAUUUGUUGUUGUAUGACAACUAUUUAAUGCAAUGAUUGCAUAUAUGUUAAAUUUUAAUCCUGUUUUCGUUCUCUUUUUUUUGGGGUAAUUCAUUUACUUUACAUUUACGUACGUAACAUUCAAUGAAUCUAAUAAGUAUUUGUUAUAAUAAGUCCAACUGAAAAAAUUUUUUUCAUCCUUUAAAGUUGCUCAGAUCAAUUGUUAACACCGUUUAUUUUCAGCUCUUAAAUUGUUCUUUUUUUCUCUCUCUCUCUCUCUUCUGUUUCUGAGUGUAGAUAAAGUCUUUUCAUUAUCAUUUUAAAAAAGAGAUUAUUUGGCUGAUAUUCUCAGCAUAGUCAACUUUUCAAAUCCAGUUCGAUCUGAUUCUUUCAAUAUAAUCUUAGAACGUUAUCUUAAUACUUUUUCGUCACAAAUUAUUCAUUUGUCAAGCUUUUUAAGUUAUGUAACUUCAACAGAUAAUGUUUGUUUGUUUGUUUUUGAAUUACACUGCUUGAUGGGUUGAACACUUCAAUGAAUUAGGUAAAUGAUGGACAAUACAGACUAAUAUCUCAA